This is a messenger RNA of Ctenocephalides felis (cat flea), 1327 nucleotides long. RefSeq lists its product as uncharacterized. The record is from RefSeq and is a predicted model, not a curated record. Lineage: Eukaryota; Metazoa; Arthropoda; Insecta; Siphonaptera; Pulicidae. The coding region runs from base 123 to 632 and encodes 169 amino acids. The transcript has 4 exons.
GAUUAGUGAAUCUGGACAAUUUUAGUGAAAUUAUUGCAUGAUUAGUGAGUAACUAAAUAAAUGUGCAUUUACAUCUAGUGACUAGUUUGUGUUUUAAUAAAGUAUUAUUACGGCAUUUCCGAAUGACGCUGAAUUCAUUGUACGCACUAGCGUCUGUCAGAACACCGAAUCAUUUUUAUAUACAUACUACUAUACACUACUACGCAUAUAGAGACCGCACUGUUGCUUCCUGGUGCUCUGUCGCACAGCCGAGAGUUAACGAGACCAGCGACAUCCGGCGGAACCUCAGGCUGCGCUACGAGAACGAUGUGCAGCACGACAGAGCCCUAGAGUAUUGCGUAGAAUUUGAAGUUAUAAAAGCAUCAAAAGCAUGCCACAGAGAAACUGCUUACAGUGGACUUCAAGAAGGUGAGCGUGUGCUCGUCCGCUGCGAAGCCGAAGCUUUGCACCGAUCUCUGGGGGUCCGAUGCGAGGGCCACGGCGCCCCUGGCAGGGCGACGAGAUUCGCCGCUUUGGCCACACCGUCCUGUCGCGGCAAAUGGUUACGUCUAACGCCAUCCGAUGUCCCGCCGAGUGACUCCUGCCUCAGGCAGCAAGAAACCGAUUCUAGAGCACAAUUCAUAUUUGUUUGAAGGAAUUAGCAUUAAAAGAAUGUUCUAAUAUGACACUUCCAUAUACAUGUCAAUAAACUAACAGCGAAUAUAAAAGGUAAUAUACAUAUCGAUCCACAAGCCGAGCUUGAUUUUAUAUUGAUGAUAUAUAUUGAAUAUAUGUAACGGGUAAACUAGACAUAACUCAUGUUCAUGUAGUUUGAAUCGAUUAUUUAUGUAUUUAUACACAAAGUAGAGCGGGGUAAAAAGGUCCACCACCAAUAUCUCAAAAACUAAAGUUUUUGCAAUUAUUUAACAAGAAUAUUUGAAAGUAGAGAAAAAAUAUUGCCUCAAAUCUGUCGACUUCGCUAUCACGAGAUAAACUGCCACAUUGGAAAGAAAGUCUUUUUUUCCUUGUUAGUCCUUCUGUUUUGAACACAGUUGUUUAGUUUACGAUAACUGAACACAAUGUUCAAGUAUACUUCAUUUGAUUGAUUUAUAAUAUGCAUUGUUUUUUUUUAAGUUAGAUUCAAUAGUUUUAUUUUUAUAACCUCUAGAACAGCUUACAUAUGGUUGAGGUAAAAAGGACCACCUAAACCUUCAUACUGGCGAGGUGUAAACAAUAAGAAACUAGUAAAAAAUAUAUAACAGAUAUUUUACAAAAAAAAAAUAAAUUAAUAGUUAUUCCAACUCUAAUGAUUAAUUCUUCUUACAAAGUUAUAUAUGAAGGUUGUAUC